Molecule: messenger RNA, 1663 nt
Organism: Anopheles maculipalpis
Lineage: Eukaryota; Metazoa; Arthropoda; Insecta; Diptera; Culicidae
Gene: Nmt
Product: glycylpeptide N-tetradecanoyltransferase
Exons: 2
Coding region: 1-1656 (551 amino acids)
Biological process (GO): N-terminal peptidyl-glycine N-myristoylation
Cellular component (GO): cytoplasm
Molecular function (GO): glycylpeptide N-tetradecanoyltransferase activity
Source: RefSeq, a predicted model, not a curated record
AUGAGUGAAGAAAAUGUUAAAGCUCCGGUUGCGGAAACGGCACCAGCUGCUUCGACCGAAAGUGGCGAGUUGACGGUAAGCAAAAACAGCAAAAAGAAACACCAAAAAGGGUCGGCCAAGCAGCAGCAGCAGCAGCAGCAGCAGGAGGAAAGCAAAUCAGCAGUGCCUGUAACGAAUGGUGACCUGGCCGGGGAUGGUGGAGGUGAUGGUGCGACGGAGGAACGGGUACCCGGUCGCGAAGGAGCGAGUGCCAAGGCGAAGAACAAGAAAAAGAAGUGUAAAGCCGCUCCAACCGAGCAAGGUUCGGUGAGCGAGGCGGCGACAUCCAGCACAUCAGAACAGAUCAAUGGAGAGCAACCGGGUCAGGCCGAUGCUGGCCAGGACGGAGGGGACCAGGCAGAUGUAAUGAUGAGCAUGCGGGAAAUGCUAAAGCACAUCAACAUAAGUGCACUGUCCAACCUAAAACCAGCCAAAACGCCGGAAGAAGCGCUGCACAAAUCGUACAAGUUCUGGUCCACCCAACCGGUUCCACGGAUGGACGAGAAGAUUAUGGCGAACGAAGCGAUCGAGGAGGACAAACCGUUGAGUGAGAUCCGGCAGGAACCGUACGCACUGCCGGAUGGAUUCACCUGGGACACGAUGAACCUGAACGAUCCGCUACAGCUGAAGGAACUGUACACGCUGCUGAACGAGAACUACGUCGAGGACGAUGAUGCCAUGUUCCGGUUCGAUUAUCAACCGGAGUUUCUGCAAUGGGCACUGCAACCGCCAGGCUGGAAGCGUGAUUGGCAUUGUGGCGUGCGGGUGGUAAAAUCGGGCCGUUUGGUCGGGUUCAUCUCUGCCAUCCCCGGUACGCUGAACGUGCACCGGAAGGAGCAGCGCAUGGUGGAGAUAAACUUUCUCUGUGUGCACAAAAAGCUACGCUCGAAGCGAUUAGCACCGGUACUGAUCCGGGAGAUUACGAGACGCGUGAAUCUGACAGGGAUCUUUCAGGCGGUGUAUACGGCGGGUGUGGUGCUUCCGAAGCCGGUGUCCUCCUGCCGUUACUGGCACCGUUCCUUGAACCCGAAGAAACUUAUUGAGGUGAAAUUCUCCUACCUGUCCCGCAACAUGACGAUGCAGCGGACGAUCAAGCUGUACAAGCUGCCGGAUCAGCCGAAAACGCCCGGCUUCCGGAAGCUGAACGAGGCGGACCUGAAAGCGGUACACAAGCUGCUGGAAUCGUACCUGCAGCGCUUCAACCUAACGCCGGCGUUUGACGAGACGGAGAUGCGCCACUGGUUCCUGCCGCAGAACGGUAUCAUCGAUUGUUUCGUGGUGGAGGAUCCGGCCCGCCCGGGCACAAUUACGGACAUGGUCAGCUACUACACGCUGCCGUCGACCGUGAUGCAUCACGCGGUGCACAAGUACGUGAAGGCCGCGUACAGCUUCUACAACGUUUCGACCCGCACGCCCUGGCUCGAUCUCAUGAACGAUGCACUAAUAUCGGCAAAAAAUCUCGGCUUCGAUGUGUUUAAUGCGCUCGACCUGAUGGACAACAAGCAGUUCUUGACGCCGCUCAAGUUUGGCAUCGGUGACGGGAAUUUGCAGUACUAUCUGUACAACUGGCGCUGUCCGUAUAUGCAGCCGGAAGACGUCGGGUUGAUACUGUUGUAAAAAAAGC